Messenger RNA from Annulohypoxylon maeteangense, 864 nucleotides. RefSeq lists its product as uncharacterized. Bases 242 to 715 code for a protein of 157 amino acids. The transcript has 2 exons. NCBI's taxonomy places the organism in Eukaryota, Fungi, Ascomycota, Sordariomycetes, Xylariales, Hypoxylaceae. The record is from RefSeq and is a predicted model, not a curated record.
GAGACUAUGUAUGCAGCGUCGCAUCUAGUGAAAACAGAGUUGAACCGUAUAAAUGAGCCAGUGGCACACGAAACUUGGUAUACCUGUCAGCCUGUUCUGAUGAUCAUUCACCGUUCAAGAUUUCUUAUCCUCGAUCUACACUCUUAUGUAACUACCUACGUAGCUCUUCUUGUGCCGUUACCUCACGCUUAAUUCGUUUUCGUCCAUAAACAUUGUUGAAAACUUCCCACUACUUAAUAUCAUGUUCCCAUCGCUAACUAGCCGUAUCUUCUUGCUCGUGGCGGCGGCGAUCCCAACGACGGUGGCAAAGCCCGAGCAGAUCCGCGCCGUGACAUCUCCUAUUUUUCACUACUAUCUACAAGCCUACCCCCAGGAUCCAAUAAUCCCCGUGAUGGGUCCGGAAUCCAGCAGCGAGUACUUCAACAUCGGCUCCACGAUUCAGAGCACCAAUACAUCAGCAUACCUGAACAUCGGGGACGACUCGACGUCCUACAAGACGCUGACAUUUGCGGACGCGGGCUCGACAGACGCUUGGGCGCUCGAGGGCGACACGAUCAUCACUUCGACGGGGAGCAGCUUUGGGCGUCAGCUCAACUUCUUGGUGUGUCAGCUGAGCGGGAGCUAUUGGCAGGUUUACUUGCAGAUGGGGAGUGAGACGCCGAGCGGGAAGACUUGUAGUAACUACCAGAGUCUGCAUUUACCCUGCUUGUGUUGAGGGGGUGGAGUGGUUAAGGGGUAGAGGGGGUUGAUGGAGUUGUAAUGACAUUAUGUCAUUAUAGCUGAUACCCUUUAUUACUUUACAGAGUUAUAUGCCGUUAGUCAUUGGCAUCUUAGAGCAUGAACAUCUAAAUACCACUAUGCCAA